AUGGGUGAUAAAAAUCGAUCAAAUAAGAUCAAUGAAUUUUGGAGUCUUUAUAGUUUUGCAGAUAAAGUUGAUAUUCAGCUAAUGAUAAUUGGAUUGAUACUGGCAUUUGUUCAAGCUAUUCUUCUACCUUUUGUAUGGCUUGUAAUGGGUGAUUUCGUUUCAAUUUCAAUCGUUCGUGAGCAGUAUAAAUUGGAGAAGAUAAAACAUUUCGAAUCAUUUAAUUCGAACAAAAUUGAACUUGGCUUAAGCAGUAAUAAUAGUUUUGAUACGUCUAACUUUACCGAUUUGGCCGAUAAUUCGAUGCGACAAUCGCAAAUAGAUGUACAUUUUGAAUAUUCUGCUACACCAGCAUUUAUUAUGAUGUUAUCAUUAUCCGUUGCUACAUUUAUUGCUGCUUUCUUUCAGCGCUUAGCAUGGGAAGUUUCUGGUAUCAGGCAAGUUUUUCGAGUUAAAAAAGCUUACAUUCGGAAGUUAUUGCACAUGGAUGUUGCAUGGCUUGAAUCACGACAUUCCGGACAAGUAGCUUCGAUGUUACAUGACCAUGCAGAUUCGAUAUAUCAAGGUAUCGCCGAUCAUGUUCCUAUGGUUAUCUUCAUUUGCGCCUAUUUAUUAGUCACUUCAUCAGUUUGUUUCUACAUUCAAUGGGAUGUUACUUUAGUGAUGUUUGCCGCACUACCAUUACUUAUUGGAACAAGGCUUAUUUUUAGCAAAUGGUUUUGUAAAACACGCGAUGAAGAACAGAAAUUAUUAGCUAAAAUGACAAAUUUGGUGCAAGAGACAUUUUCAUGCAUACGAACUGUUAUCGCAUUUGCUGCACAAAAACAAACAAUUAAUAAGUAUGAGCGAUUAACAAUUGAAUUAAAUCGAAUGACAGAACAACGUCUUACCGCUUCAUCUAUUUAUGAUGCACUUGCACAGGUUUUAUUAACUGAAUUCAUUUUUACCGCAGCUUUAUGUUAUGGAAUGUGGCGUGUUGAUGAUGCCAAUCCUGGUCGUCUUGCUGCAUUAGCAAUCAAUAUGCUAUACAUGUGUGUUACAUCGAUUAGUAUUGGUUUCCAUAUGACCGGUGCAUCAACCGCUCGACAAAAUGCUAAUGAAAUGAAUGGAAUUUUAACUGAGACACCAAAUAUUGAAUGUUGCAUCAAUAAUAAUAGCGAAAGUAUGUUAGCACCACGUGGAUAUGGUGCUAUUGAAUUCAAUGAUAUUAAUUUUGCAUAUCCGAGUAGGCCAGAUGUUGAGGUACUAAAAGGAGUAUCGUUUACUGUAUCAGCAGGUGAACAUGUUGCAAUUGUUGGACCAAGUGGAUCUGGUAAAAGUACAUUAACGGCGCUUAUAUUACGAUUUUACGAUCCAACCAAUGGAACUAUUACAUUGGAUGGUGUCAAUUUGAAAAGACUCAAUCCUGACAAUUUACGUGCUCAACUUGGUUUAGUCAGUCAGGAACCUGUACUUUUUGAUGGUACAAUAAGCGACAAUAUUCGAUAUGGACGUUUAAAUGCAACACAAGCAGAAAUUAAUGAAGCAGCUCGAAAAGCAGAAGCUUGGCAAUUUAUUUGUGCUUUACCUGAAGGCAUGAAAACUCGUGUUGGUGACAGAGGCCUGCAAUUAUCCGGUGGUCAAAAGCAAAGAGUAGCUAUCGCACGUGCAGUAAUCCGUGAUCCAUCUGUAAUGAUAUUUGAUGAAGCGACAUCAGCGUUAGAUACGAAGCACGAAGUUGAGGUACAGAAGGCUAUCGAUGCAGCCAGUCAAGGUGUUACGACCAUCACAAUAGCCCAUCGACUGAGUACUGUCCGAAAUGCGGAUCGUAUAAUCGUUCUAGAAAGUGGACAGAUUGUUGAAGAAGGAAGUCCAGAAGAAUUAUUAAGCAACAAGGAUGGUAAAUUUUAUCGAAUGUACAACGAUCAGAAGUUCGAUUCUUUAGCUGUCGAUAAAUUAGCGGUAAAUCCACGUUCGAGAGCGAAAGCUGCCUUAGCUACUCAUUUCUCUAUGACACCAACAGAUUUUAUUGAUGCUGAAACAUAUCGUCGCGCAUGGGCUCGUUCAUCAUUAGGCGCUCAUAAACGACUUGGUAAAUCAUAUUCUGUGCUCAGUAUUGAUCGUGCUAAAUUAGCCUUACCUGUAAUGUCAAAAAAGCGCACUCGAAUGGAUACACCAUUUAAGACAAAUAUUAUGGAAGUAGCAAUGGAUGAUAAAGAUUACGAUGAUCAAACUUCGUUCUCCGUAAAAACGACCAAUUUUAAUGCCAUUUGGAAUUUGAUUAAAAGCUACAGAGAUGGUUAUACACAUUUGAGUGUAGCCAUUCCGGUGACCAUUUUACGUGGAUUCUUUUUCCUCCUUGUUUGUUUUGAAGUAUCAUCAGUACUUGAGAUAGCAUUAGUACCAAACGAAGAAACAGCUCAACAAGUGUUUAUUACAGGAGCUAUUUAUACAGCUCUAAUUAUUAUUAAAACAAUGUUCGAAGCUGUUGGGCGUUUAUUCAUCGCAUUGUAUGGACAUGGUUUUUGUGGUUACUUACGAAAUAAAAUGUUUCGGAAGAUAUUACGACAUGGUGCAGCACAUUUCGAUGAAGAAGCUAAUACACCAGGAAGAUUAGUUCAUAAAUUGAUGUCCGAUACUGCGACACUUAAUAGGACUCUUGGCGAUAAGUUGGAUUUACUUCUUCCUGCGAUUAUUUGCUCUACGGUAUCGGUUACUAUUGCAUUGCUAAUAAACUGGAAGUUAGCACUCAUUUGCGGUUUUCAAUUUCCAGCUUUUUUUAUCUUUCGUUUAGUUGAAUUACGUGAAACAAGUAAACGACAACGACAAAUGGCCGAUCAGGAGAAAAAAGCUGCUAAUCUGGCAACUACGGUGCUAUCAAAUAUGAGUACAAUUAAAGCUUAUACACUUCAGGAACAUUUCAAUAAUAUUUUCUACGAAACACUAAAACCUCUGCAAAAAACGAUGAAAAGACAAUCUUGCAUUAGUUCAUUCGUAUUUGCAUGUCAGUUCUCUUUCAUGUAUAUUCUUAUUGCAAUAACGUUGCACUUUGGAAAAGUUAUGAUGCUAAGCAACGAAAUUACACCUUUCAAUUAUUUAAGGGUUGUAUUGUUGACGCAGUUUGGUGCUAAUUUUAUCAGUCAACUAAUAGCAUCAGUGAAUGAUAUAUCGAAAGCACGAGUAGCAUCCGGAAAUAUUCUUAAUGUUAUUAAGGAAACCGCUGUUGAUAUGAAUAAUCUGAGUGAUGAGGGAUUACGACCGAAAACUAUUGCUCGAUUAAUGCUAAAAAAUGUUGAAUUUCGUUAUCCAUCUCGACCUCUUUAUCCUGUACUUCGUAAUCUUACUUUAAAAGUUAGACCAGGUGAUUCAAUAGCUAUCAUUGGUCCAUCAGGUUCUGGAAAAAGUUCCAUUUUAGCGCUAUUUCAACGUAUGUAUAGUGCGACAAAGGGAGAAGUGCUCAUUGAUAAUUACAACAUAAAACAAAUCAAUCCGGCAUAUCUAAGGCGUGUUGUUGUUUCAGUUGGACAAGAACCAACACUCUUUUCAUUUACGAUUCGCGAAAACAUUGGAUACGGUUUACCGGAAGAUGAAGCAACCGAACAAAAGAUUAUAGAAGCAGCAAAAAUUGCAAACAUACAUGACUUUAUCUUAUCAUUACCACAAGGUUAUGAUACUGAAGUUGGCGAAUUUGGAGCUCAACUUUCCGGUGGUCAAAGACAGAGGAUUGCAAUUGCUCGAGCGAUAAUACGAGAACCGCGGGUGUUGCUACUUGAUGAAGCUACUGCUGCGCUGGAUACAGCAAGCGAAAAGGCAGUACAAAGUGCUCUCGAAUCAGUUAGCAAAAAUUGUACUUGCAUUUAUGUGGCGCAUCGUUUAUCAUCGAUAAGAUCAGUGAACAUGAUUUAUGUAUUAGUUGAAGGCGAAAUUGCUGAACAAGGUACGCAUCAGGAACUGAUGGAAGAGAAAGGCUUAUAUUAUGAGAUGAAUCAAUCAGAAAUUUGA
Molecule: messenger RNA, 3978 nt
Organism: Cercopithifilaria johnstoni
Lineage: Eukaryota; Metazoa; Nematoda; Chromadorea; Rhabditida; Onchocercidae
Source: the annotation of a GenBank genome assembly